AUGAUAAGCAAAAAUAUUUUUGUUGCACCAGAUCUUAAUUCAGCCCUUCAGAAGAAAGUUCGACUUUGUGAAAAUAGCCAAAGUACUACUCUCUUUAACGAGAACUCCAAUUCAGUUGAAUCCUUCCCUACCUUAUCAAAAAUAGCAUCUAAAUAUCUUAAUAUAUCUUCGCUUAGGGAAAGAUUUCAUUAAAUUAAUGAGACUGGAAACUUAAAAGCCAGCAAAUAUUAAACUUAAAUUUCCAUCUUAUCAGCAAUUGACUCACAAUUAUUAUUUCUAAAAUAAAGAGUACAUUUACAUAUAACCUUAGAGAGAAUCUUUGUUCUUGCUAAUCAUUGUCAAAAAUUGUUAUGAUUCUUAACAAUUAUAAGUCACAACUCGAUAAUUAUUAGAAAUAUUAACUGUUUGGAAUUCAUGUUAUAUUAUUAAUUGGGUUAAUUUGAAAGUAAAGUGGGAAUUACGAUCUCCUACUCAAAUUCCCAGAUAAACAAUUAUUAAACUCUUCAGAAUUGAAUUCUAGAAAAGAGUUAUUUUAAUAUAAAUUGGAAUCCUUUUUAUAAUUAAAUGGAGAUUACUUAGAACCAUUCAAAUUGCCUUAGAAACCUUAAUUUUUUGAUGAAAAGCUUAAAAAAGAAAAUAAUUAAUCAAGUAAAGCUAUACACUUGAUAUUGUAAUUAAUUACUAUGUAAUAUAAUAGUGAUACUAUAAAAGCGAUUGAGUAAAAUUUUCUCAAUCCAUUAACAAUUCCAAAAUAUUAUAAGAUAAGGACGAUAACAAACCAUUAUCUACAGUAUCCUAAAAACUAAUUAACAAGCUUAGAGAAAGGAAAUAGCAGGAAAAAUAAAAGUCAGAAGAAACAUAAGUUAACAAAUAAUUAUCCUCAAAAAAGUUGCAUAUCUUAGUCUCCACUAUGCUACAUUCCUAUUACUAAUAAAGAGAUGUAUCAAAUAUGUUCUUCUAUAAUGUACUUAAAUACAUUCAUGAUCAUAAUACAAAUGUUCUUAUGAGUAGUGUAUAAAUUAAGUCAAUCAUAUGUAUGUAUUCUGUUGUAUAAAGGGAGCCUUAUUUAAAAUAUCGGAAAUUGGCUGUAGUUAAUUGAUAAUCCUGGAGGAUAAAUUCUCAGAUUAAAUAAAGAAGUAGAUUAACAAUUACUAUUAACUAAUUGCAAUGAAUCGAAUGUUUAUGAAGCUCUAAUUAAGUAUUUUUAAAUUUAACAUAAUCAAUCCAUUUUAUAAAUUGAAAAGAUUUUCCCAUAUUUUUGA
Messenger RNA from Paramecium octaurelia, 1262 nucleotides. The record is from the annotation of a GenBank genome assembly. NCBI's taxonomy places the organism in Eukaryota, Ciliophora, Oligohymenophorea, Peniculida, Parameciidae.